Paramormyrops kingsleyae is the source of this 2798-nucleotide messenger RNA. Its product is annotated as cytoplasmic phosphatidylinositol transfer protein 1-like. Gene Ontology annotation, biological process: phospholipid transport. The record is from RefSeq and is a predicted model, not a curated record. Lineage: Eukaryota; Metazoa; Chordata; Actinopteri; Osteoglossiformes; Mormyridae. Gene Ontology annotation, molecular function: phosphatidylinositol transfer activity; phosphatidylinositol binding. Gene Ontology annotation, cellular component: cytoplasm.
AGCUCAGUUGAGAGUACAGCCCCCGUCUCUUAUCUCCGCUUUUAAUGAGGAAUACGCCUUUCCUGGGUGGGGACUGCGCAUCCUUCAUCGCGUCGCAUACAAGAACAACUCACAGCUGAGUUGUACAGUUAAUUAAAUAGAUCUGCAAGAACAUCUAAUUUUUCCACUGGACGUGUUCACAGUUAGGCAAGAGAAUGCAGUGAACGGCACGGACAGCGAUGGAAGUCCGCGGAUAUGAUUCGUAUAAUUAAAAACAGAGAAUAAGGACUUUUACUCGAAACGGAUUCAUAAAUAGUGUAGUAAAAGCAAUACAGGCAGAUCACUGUACUGACCCUCCAAGUCACACCAGCUCUGCCACCGAAAUUAACUUGGUAAAGUGAAUGACGCUUGGUAUAAGAUCUCUGGAACAAUUUGAAUUACUGCCAAAAGCUGAUUUGGCUCUGCCUACUUAAUAAAAUGUAAUAUUUCCUAUCCAUCCAUCCAUCGAUCAUCCAUUGUCCAAUCCGCUUAUCCUACUGGGUCGCGGGGGGUCCGGAGCCUAUCCCAGAAGCAACGGGCACGAGGCAACCUCACAGGAUCUGGAGUGCGUUUCCAUUCUGUUGCACCAUCAGUCAGUUCAGCGCACGUCCUCAGACACCAUGCUGCUGAAAGAGUACAGAAUCUGCAUGCCUCUCAGUGUGGAGGAGUACAGGAUAGGGCAGCUGUAUACUAUAAGCAAGCACAGUCACGAGGAGAGCCACACAGGGGAGGGAGUGGAGGUGGUGUGCAACAAACCGCACAUGGACCCAGUUCAUGGUGAAGGGCAGUUUACGGAGAAGAGGGUCCAUCUGUCCAGUAAGCUUCCCAGUUGGGCCUAUGCCGUAGUGCCUCGUCUUUUUUACAUCACAGAAAAGGCUUGGAAUUACUAUCCAUACACAAUUACUGAGUACACAUGCUCCUUUUUGCCGAAGUUUUCGAUACACAUAGAAACAAAAUAUGAAGACAAUUGUGGAACCAAUGAAAAUAUUUUUGGCUUGGAGAAAAAUGCCUUUGACACAGAGGUAUGCUUCUUGGACAUAGCCCAUGACGUCAUCCCAGAAAGGCAUUACAGAAUCUCAGAGGACCCCGGGAUUUUUUCCUCGACUAAAACAGGCCGGGGCCCACUACAGAAAGGCUGGAAGGAGAACAGCAACCCUGUCAUGUGCUCUUACAAACUCGUUGCAGUCAAAUUUGAGGUUUGGGGCCUUCAGACGAGGGUUGAACAGUUUGUUCAUAAGGUAAUCAGGGAUAUUUUGCUGGUUGGACAUCGCCAAGCCUUUGCAUGGGUGGAUGAGUGGUAUGAUAUGUCCAUGGAGGAGGUGCGGCAGUUUGAGCGGACAAUUCAGAGAGCCACCAAUGAGAAGAUUGGCUUGGUGACCCCCACCAUCUCCACGAAAAUAGUUCCAUCCACGGUAGGCAUGCACUGUAGCCCCUCCAGUGCCCCCUCGACUCCAGUCAAUGCAGACUCUCCGGAAUUCCUAAGUUUGCCCAAAGAUCGGCCACGGAAGACCUCAGCACCCAACACUCUAACUCUUCCAGAACUAAAGGAAGGCACCAAUUGACUGCUUCAGAACUAUAUAAGCCUGCACGUUCCACUUAUUCUUUUUCAAAGGACUCAUUGCCUUAUCAAGCUUAUGUCAUUAGCAGGGGUGUUUUUUAAGGGGGCUUUAAUCCCCCUUAAAUGUUUUUUAGCCCCCACCCCCAAAUAAAUGUGUAUUUAUUGGCUUAAGUCGUGCCAUCAGCCCUCCCUAGUAACGAUUCAGCCACCCCAUCCAUUCAUCUCUGAUUGCUCCCCUGGCCAUUAAUUAUAAUGGAUCUGAUUUGCUUUAAUGUUCUGAAAACCUGCAGUGCAACUUUGGGAGAAGAUGACAAGGACAAUGAGGAAUCAUUUUGUUUUUAUUUUCAAACAGCAUUUUGUUUAAUGCAUAAUGUUGGCUGUUACAAGUGGACAGAAUAGUAUGAGGAUUGGGGUCUAGGUAUUCCAGAGAACCCUUGCAAUAUUGUGACCUGAACACUAAAGAUGAACACUUCAUCUCAUUUAAUCAAGGGAAAAAGAUAUCUAUUAUACAGGGGGAUUCUUUGUUCUGAAUUAAGUUAGACUGCUUUAAAAAUCCUAUUUGUAUAUGUGAUACUUAUAGAAUACAGAAAAUAAAUAUUAUUUUAACCUGUCUUUAGGAAUUAGAAAAUAUUGAUAAUUUCUUCAUAGGUAGGGCAAUUUGGACACUUUGAAAAUGAAAGAUAAGCAAAUCCCUUUGCUAAUGGAUUUGAAUAUGAAUUUCCCAUAUAAAUGCAACUUUCUGCCUUUUUUAGCUGAUUCUCUUAUGAUUAUCUUGUCAAGAUUCGUAAUAGUCUAGUAAAAGUAAUUAUAUACAGUACUUUUUUAUAGAUAUGGUAAAAUUUUUAUCUGUUUAACAUGGUAUUCAUAUUUAUGAAAUUGCACUAGGAUAUUUACGUUGAUCACCAUUUGCUCUGCUGAUAUUCUUUCACAAACAAACACUUAAGUAGAAUUAAAUGGAAAUGUUGUAAUUGAUUAUAUCUUAGCUAAGAAAAAGGUUACAUAGACCAUUUGACUGCCUGACAUAUUUUUUGGAGAAAUGCAAAUGUUUAGACAAAAUUAAGCUAGGUGUCUAAUUAGAUUUUUUCCUCUGAAAGUUUACUUAAAAUAUUUGGAAGGGUUCUUAAGCUAAGAGAUUUGUAUUAGGGUUAUCGUAUGAAUGAUAUCUCAAAUGUCUUACUUUGUGUUCUUUUAAUAUGUAAAAAUAUAUUGGUAUUACUGCUAA